Molecule: messenger RNA, 1332 nt
Organism: Helobdella robusta
Lineage: Eukaryota; Metazoa; Annelida; Clitellata; Rhynchobdellida; Glossiphoniidae
Exons: 7
Coding region: 1-1332 (443 amino acids)
Molecular function (GO): peptidyl-prolyl cis-trans isomerase activity; protein binding
Source: RefSeq, a predicted model, not a curated record
AUGUCCGCCAACCCAGUAACUGAUGACAAAUUUGUUGAUGCCCAGCUCCACAAUCUCUCACUGGAUGAAAGCCAAACCGACUUGAAACAACUGUCCAAUAUUUCCGCCAGUAACAAAAAAUACGACAUACUCGAGAGAAUUAAGAUUUUGCGCUUGUGUGGAAUCGAUGUAACUCCAGAUAAGGAUGGAGGAAUUUUGAAAAUGAUAAGCGUACUUGGUCUGGGAUCAAAUAAACCGCUUCCUGGUGAUGAAGUUGUCAUGGAGUAUAGAAGGUGGCUGGUCGAUGGGUCGGUCAUUGAUGAAGGAUACAAGUCGUUUGAAUUUCAAUUUGGAGAGAGCAAAACCAUUGCUCUCUGUGAACACGGCAUUGGGACGAUGUUGGAAGGUGAGGUAGCUUUGUUCCUCUGCAGACCAUGUUACGGCCUUACCUCAGAGGAACUAUUAAAUGGGGCACAUCAGGAAGUGGAUAUUGUUUUUGAGAUUAAGCUGAUUUCUUGGCAUGGUUGUGAUGGGGACCUGUGCGUAUGCAAAAGCGCGAUGGAGUCAGGGGAGUCGUACGGAAUACCUAACGAUGGCGCCAAAUGUACCGUUGAGUUGAUCGGCCGCUACAAAGGUAGAAUAUUCGAUGAGAGGGUUGUGACUUUCAUUCACGGAGAGGGCAUGGAGGAAGGGGUGGUUGAAGGGGUGGAGCAGGCUCUUUUGAGGUUUUCUCGGGGCGAAAAAGCGAGGUUGAAGUUGAAAAGUCGUGUUGGGUUUGGAGAGCAUGGAUGUGAGAAGUUUGCUAUUCCUCCUAACGCAGAUCUGGAAUAUGAUGUCCGACUGCUCGAAUGUUCCAGAGCGAAAGAUUUCUGGGACAUGACAUUGGAAGAAAAAUUGGAGCAGUCAAAGCAAGACAAACUCAAAGGAUUGCAUUAUUUUCAACAAAGAAAGUUCAAGCUGGCCAUAAAAUUUUUCCAAAAAAUCAUCGACUACCUACAAUUCGAAGACCUGAACGCUGGAAUGGACCAGGAAGUAAGAAGGGACCUCCUCCUCUCCUCAUACCUCAACCUUGCCAUCUGCCAUCUUUCUGAGGAUCAGCCCUUUCCAGCCGCCCACGCGUGCACCAGGGCCAUUGAAAUUGACCCCUGCAGUGAAAAGGCAUAUUUCAGAAGAGGAAUUGCCAACACAGGUAUGAAAAAUUUCAAAGAGGCCCUGAAUGAUUUUCAGAAAGUCACUCUACUCAACCCGAAGAACAAGGGUGCCGUAAAGAAACUGAAACUGGCGGAGACCUCCAUGAAAAACAUGCAGGCUGUGGAAAGGGAACGGAUGAAAAAAUUAUUCAAAAGAUGUUGA